AUGCGGCUCUCUGUCUGGUUUCUCCUCUCGUCAACGAUCUCAAUCACAGCCGACCUUGCACGAGCUCAGUCGACCACCACCUCACCAUCACUAGCGACGUCUUCGACAGCCGCUGCUGGUCGUAGUACGACAACAACAGCGCCGACUAUCACGGGCUCGUCUGCCAGUCCGGCUGCGACAAAUACAAAGGUCGCCGUCGUAUUCGACUCCAUUCCUAAUUCCUUGUACGCUUGUGCGGGUGUCAAGUUCACAUGGACGCUCCCGGCAGACCUUUCCCCGGCCGCUCGAUCAGAGCUAAUCGAUCUGUUCAUCACGAAUGAGAACAUCGAUCAGGCUAUACCUGCGGGUGGGAGUGGAUCUUCUAGUAGCUCCGCCUCUAGCUCCCCGGCAGCUUCAUCGACAGCUUCGAGUGUAUCUAGAGCGAGUUCUUCGGCUAUCGCAUCUACGUCGAGUGCCAGGCCUACUACCUCGUCUACCUCGGCUCGACCCAGUUCGACCUCAAUUUCGACCUCGGCUGCCGCAUUGACGACCUCGACCACAGCUGCCCGUUCAACAGCUUCCCAAGCCGCCCGAGGGCUCAGCGUUCCUCGAGCCCAUCAACAUUCCCCACGCUUUAUGUCCCCCCGAGCCAUCCCUUCCGGCUCAAAGAUUAUCAACAAGAACAUUACCCUCGUCACAGCCUCUUCCAAUGCCUAUAACUACCCGCAGAUCGUGCUUCCUCUAGGGCGGUAUGUCAUUUACGCUACAGAACACGGCAACGGUGACGAGGUAUUAGGGACCUCGGCCCCGUUUACGGUGUUGAACGGGGCCAACCCGACUUGCUUGAACUCGACCGAUAUCGAGCCGGAUCCUGCUGGGGCUGAUGGGGGAGGAGGAUCGUCUUCGGGUGCUAGCGGGGGUACGAUCGCUGGAGUCGUCAUCGGCGCCAUCGUAGGGACCUUGAUCCUCGCCUUCGUAGCCUUUUGGUUCUGGAGAAAGAGGCAGAGGAAAUCGCUCUGGUUGAGUCAAUCUAGCCGAAGGAUGUUUGACGGGAGAGAUCGGGAGGCCGGGUGGAAAGGGAUCUUCUCCUCCGCUCUGGGCGGACGGAGUAAACGGGAUAGUCAGAGGAGUUCGGCUAGAGGGUUCAACAACGAGCAGGAAAUUUCUGGGCCGAUGGGAGUGAUUACGCCGGCGAGUACGACGAGUUCGAAUUGGAGGAGCCCGACUGAGGUUGCAGGGCAGACGAGGCCUAGCGACGAGGUCGAGGGUAAAGGCAGUGGAGACGAGGAAAAGUACGGGAUGGGGAUUUACAACCCUACUGGGGCUGCUCAGCGUGGCGACGAUCGCGGUAUCGAGCUGACGAGGUUACAACUCGGUGCUCCGCUCGAUACCGGCGUCGGAUUGAACAUUCCCGUUCUGAACAAGGGUCAGAAUCAGGAUGUGCCGAAACGACUCAGUCGGGCUGGGUUGCCUCCUCCCAGUUCGUACGAUAAUUCUGGAUCCACCGCGGGGUCGUCGACAUCACCUUCGAGCACGACAUCCCCAUCUCAAAGCUGGAACGCGCAUUCUUAUCCGUUCGAUCCUGAACGAGAUCAGCGUGAACGUGAUCGCGCUUAUCAUCCGGAUGAUUAUACGCUCUCGACCCCGUCGUCUGGACGUCAUCCUGCCGUUACCGGGUUGCAACGAAACGCCAGCGUUGCAUCGACCACGCUCGGCUCGGGCGCCGGAAUCGGAAGGAGCCUGAGCAACAAGCGGCAUAGUACCGGGUUGGCUAGCAGUAUGAAGAGGAAACCUGUCCCUACUAUGGGCGACGGUUCUCCGACGAUGGAAGGACGACCUCCCCGGCUGGACGACUUCGGACGAGGGGAGAGUACGGAAGAGAUGUUGUCGGAGCAAAAGGCGGGAAAGUCGCAGGGAGGUCCGCAGCACGAUAGGAUGAGCCGGCAGUCGAGCGCCGGGUCUUUAGCCGUAUCCACCUCGGAGGGUACGAUCAGGCCCGGCCAGGGCAGGGAGAACAAUAGCAGGAGGUCGAGCUUCUUGUUGAUGCCGGACAAGCCGCUCGAUCAAGAGGAUUGA
Messenger RNA from Filobasidium floriforme, 2055 nucleotides. RefSeq lists its product as uncharacterized. The coding region runs from base 1 to 2055 and encodes 684 amino acids. The transcript has 2 exons. The record is from RefSeq and is a predicted model, not a curated record. Lineage: Eukaryota; Fungi; Basidiomycota; Tremellomycetes; Filobasidiales; Filobasidiaceae.